AUGUUCUCCUGUGGGAUGUUGGGGUGUGUGUGUGUCAAGGAACGCGGCUCCGGCAUCAAAUCCGUGCUCGCGCGAAUUGCAUUCCCAUGCAGGGUAACGGCGCUGUUCUCCUAUCUCCCUCCCUCCCGUGGCCAGCCCGCAGCCUCUCUCUCUCUCGACAUGAAUGAACGCGCCACGGAAUGCGGCCUGGUGACGUGCCCGGCGCCGACUUGA
Messenger RNA from Danaus chrysippus (African queen), 213 nucleotides. The record is from the annotation of a GenBank genome assembly. NCBI's taxonomy places the organism in Eukaryota, Metazoa, Arthropoda, Insecta, Lepidoptera, Nymphalidae.